Messenger RNA from Mugil cephalus (flathead mullet), 1745 nucleotides. RefSeq names its product uridine phosphorylase 2 (gene upp2). NCBI's taxonomy places the organism in Eukaryota, Metazoa, Chordata, Actinopteri, Mugiliformes, Mugilidae. Gene Ontology annotation, biological process: uridine catabolic process; nucleotide catabolic process. Bases 172 to 1110 code for a protein of 312 amino acids. The transcript has 7 exons. Gene Ontology annotation, molecular function: uridine phosphorylase activity. Gene Ontology annotation, cellular component: cytosol; cytoplasm. The record is from RefSeq and is a predicted model, not a curated record.
ACGUUUUUGUAACUCCUCUUCCUGGAGCCAAUCGGGUGCGAGGUCGGUGAUCAGCGCUAUAUCAGCUCCGCUGUCGGAUGCAAAUCGUAUCUGAAAACCUGCUGUGUCGAGUACUUGGGAGUUUUUACGGCAACUUUUGAAGGCAUUUUAAGUUUUGAUCCUGAAGCAGUCAUGACGUCGUUUCUCGUGAAAUGUGCGGGGAAGGACAACAAUGAGUAUCUCAAGCAACAGGUCCAAGUGAAAAACCCCUACUUGGAAACCAUGGAAGAGGACAUUCUUUACCACUUCAGCUUGGGCACCAAGACUCACAACCUCCCAGAAAUGUUUGGAGAUAUUAAGUUUGUGUGUGUCGGUGGCAGCGCGAACCGAAUGAAGGCUUUCGCCCAGUUCAUCCACCAGGAGCUGAAGAUGACUGGAAACCCAGAGGAAAUUAGAGACAUCUGUGAGGGAACUGACCGCUACUGCAUGUACAAAGUGGGGCCGGUGCUCUCCGUAAGUCACGGCAUGGGCGUCCCGUCCAUCUCCAUCAUGCUGCACGAGCUCAUCAAACUGCUGCACCACGCCCACUGCCGCGACGUGGUCCUGUUUCGCCUGGGGACGUCCGGCGGAAUCGGUCUGGCUCCGGGGACGGUGGUGGUCACAGAAAAGGCGGUGGACCACUCUUUCCGGCCUCAGUUCGAACAGGUGGUCCUGGGCAAGGUCGUCACCAGGAGCACCGAGCUGGACGAGGGCGUGGCCGCUGAGCUCCUGCAGUGCUCCUCCGAGCUCCAGAACAUCCCGACGGUGAUCGGAAACACCAUGUGCACCCAUGACUUCUACGAAGGUCAGGGCCGACUGGACGGAGCUCUCUGCUCCUUCUCUCCCGAGGAAAAGCAGGAGUACCUGAGGAAAGCCUACGAGGCCGGAGUGAGGAAUAUCGAGAUGGAGUCCACAGUAUUUGCCGCCAUGUGCCGCGUCUGUUGCCUCAAAGCGGCUGUGGUCUGUGUUACGCUGCUGAACCGCUUCGAGGGAGACCAGAUCUCCUCCCCUCACGAUGUCCUGGUGGAGUACCAGCAGAGACCUCAAGUCCUGGUGUCCCACUUCAUCAAGAAACGCCUGGGGCAGAUCUAACAGCCCAGCCGCCUCGAGGCAUUGUACAUAGCUAAUGUGUAAAAUACCUGUUCAAUUCAACCUGUUAAUAUGUGUAUUAGACACUUAUUUAAAAUGUUCAUCUUUGAUGAAGCUAAUAUAUUAAGCAUAUAUUUAUAUACGUGUGUAUAUUUGUGCGAGCGUGCGCUGUAUCUUUACAUGUUUAACACUUUGAUGAGUGUGUGUGAGAAAGCAGAAAAUCUCCCAAAAAAAAAUGUGCUGAAAGUAGAUUUACUCAUUUAUCUCUGCUGAGGCUUCCAGAAAAUCAUCAGUGUAUUAUUUUAAAUCCACGGGGGACGUUAGAAGGAAGAAAAAAAACACACUUAAAUCGGAAUUAUUAUUCUAAUGGAGGCGAUUUGCAGUCGAUCAGCGGCCUCUAAUUUCACGCCUUAGAUGCUUUUUAGACGAAAAGCCAUCAUUAUUCCCUUCUUUUAUAAUACGGGAAGACGGAGUAGACCCCCCGAAAAUGUAUAUCGGCACUGAAUGCACAUCUAAUAGCUUCAGCCAAUUAAAUCUCCACAUCCAUGUCAGUAUUUUUGCUGUAUUUAUCAUCACUGUAUGUAUACUGUAUUGCUCAUGACGCAGCAUACGUCCACAUUAAAAGCCAUUAAAACUUA